Molecule: messenger RNA, 4705 nt
Organism: Mus musculus (house mouse)
Lineage: Eukaryota; Metazoa; Chordata; Mammalia; Rodentia; Muridae
Gene: Pcdhgb5
Product: protocadherin gamma subfamily B, 5
Exons: 4
Coding region: 184-2964 (926 amino acids)
Biological process (GO): homophilic cell-cell adhesion; cell adhesion
Cellular component (GO): membrane; plasma membrane
Molecular function (GO): calcium ion binding
Source: RefSeq, marked validated
AGAGCGUUUUCUACGGCUCCCUUUCUCAGCCUUUACACCGCUUCUUUCCGAGAAAAGGAAGAAUCGUUUCGUGAACUAGAACUGGUAUCAAAGACCGAUUGGAGCCCGGAAUAUCCGCACCACGGAGCUACUUCGUAACCCGGCGUCUCCAGGCUGGUGAGCAAGGAAAGGGGAGCAAGAAGGAUGUGGGAGGGCACUGCUGAGAGGGGCCGGGGACAGAGGCGGCCAAUGCUCCUUCCCUUCCUGCUGCCUUUGUUCUGCCCCGCGCUCUCUGAGCAGAUCCGCUACAAGAUCCCCGAGGAAAUGCCCACCGGCUCGGUAGUGGGGAACCUCGCCAAGGACCUGGGCUUCAGUGUCCAGGAGUUACCGACUCGAAAGCUACGCAUCAGUUCUGAGAAGCCUUACUUCAGUGUGAGCUCAGAGAGCGGAGAGUUGCUAGUAAGCAGCAGGCUGGACAGGGAGCAGAUAUGCGGGAAGAAGCUGGUGUGUGCUCUGGAAUUUGAGGCUGUUGCUGAAAAUCCACUGAACUUUUAUCAUGUGAGUGUGGAGCUGGAGGACAUUAAUGACCACACGCCAAACUUCACGCACACUUUCUCGGAACUGCAAAUAAGUGAGUCUGCUCAACCGGGCACUCGCUUCAUUUUAGAAGUAGCAGAAGAUGCAGAUAUUGCCUUAAAUUCGCUACAGAAUUAUAAACUCUCUCCUAGCCCUGGUUUCUCCCUGGUGAAUAAAGAAAAACAAGAUGGUCGUAAGUACCCGGAAUUGGUAUUGGAGAAAACUUUAGACCGCGAGCAACAGAAUUACUACCGACUAGUCCUGACAGCCUUAGACGGCGGGGAUCCUCCCCUAAGUGGCACCACUGAGCUGCGAAUCCAAGUCACUGAUGCCAACGACAACCCCCCUGUGUUCAACCAGGAAGUGUACAAAGUCCGCCUUCCUGAGAACGUGCCCCCAGGUACAACCGUGCUACGAGUGACAGCUACAGAUAAAGAUGAGGGCGUGAAUUCAGAGAUUUCUUAUUCCUUUCACAGAGCUGGGCAAGUGUUUGGUCUAAAUUCAAAGAGUGGAGAAAUUAUAACACAGAAAACACUAGAUUUCGAAGAAAUCAAAGAAUAUUCUAUAGUAGUGGAAGCGCGGGAUGGCGGAGGCCUGGUUGCACAAUGUACAGUUGAAAUUAACAUUCAAGAUGAAAACGACAACAGACCAGAAAUUACUGUCCGUUCUCUGCUAGAGAUGAUUCCAGAGAACGCACCGCCGGGAACACUAAUUGCUUUGAUCAAAAUACACGACGGAGAUUCUGGAGAAAACGGGGAGGUUAAUUGUCGACUAGACGAUGAAGUGCCCUUUAAAAUUAUCUCUUCUUCCAAAAACUCGUAUAAAUUGGUUACGGAUAGAGCCUUAGACCGAGAGCUGACUCCAGAAUACAAUGUGACCAUUACGGCCACUGACAGAGGCAAGCCACCCCUUUCCUCCAGCACAAAAGUCACCCUACACGUUGGUGACGUCAAUGACAACGCUCCGCUUUUUCACCAGGCCUCCUACUUGGUGUACAUAGCUGAGAACAACCCACCUGGAGCUUCCAUCGCUCAAGUCAGCGCCUCCGACCCGGAUCUGGGAUCCAAUGGUCAUGUCUCCUACUCCAUCAUAGCUAGUGACCUGGAGCCUAAAUCGCUGUGGUCCUACGUGACCGUGAAUGCGCAGAGCGGAGUGGUGUUCGCGCAGCGCGCCUUCGACCACGAGCAGCUGCGCUCCUUCCAGCUGACACUGCAGGCGCGGGACCACGGAUCGCCCACACUCAGCGCCAACGUGAGCAUGCGCGUGCUGGUGGGCGACCGCAACGACAACGCGCCACGCGUUUUGUAUCCCGCGCUCGAGCCCGACGGCUCUGCGCUCUUCGACAUGGUGCCGCGCGCUGCCCAGCCCGGAUACCUGGUAACCAAAGUGGUGGCGGUGGACGCAGACUCGGGACACAAUGCCUGGCUGUCCUACCACGUGCUGCAGGCCAGCGAUCCCGGGCUCUUCAGCCUGGGACUGCGCACGGGCGAGGUGCGCACAGCGCGUGCCUUGGGCGAAAAGGAUGCUGCGCGGCAGCGCCUGUUGGUUGGUGUUCGCGAUGGUGGACAGCCACCCCUCUCGGCCACCGCCACGCUGCUUCUAGUAUUCGCUGAUAGCUUGCAGGAGGCCCUGCCAGACCUCAGUGACCACUCACUGCCCCCUGAUCCUCAAGCCGAGCUGCAGUUCUACUUGGUGGUGGCCUUGGCCUUAGUUUCUGUGCUUUUCCUCCUGGCUGUGAUUCUAGCCAUCGCACUUCGACUGCGACACUCCUCCAGCCCCUCGGUCUGGAAUUGCUUUCAGCCUGGAUUUUGUUCUGAAUCUAAGCCUGUGGUUUUCCCCAACUAUAGUGAAGGUACUUUGCCGUAUUCCUAUAAUCUGUAUGGUGCACAUGCUGGAAAGACCGAGUGUAAUUUCCUAAAAUGUAGUGAGCCAUUAAGUUCUGGACAAGGCCUUCUUUGCCCUGAGUCAUCUGGGGCCUUGUUUCCUCUUUGUGAUUCCAGUGAGCCGACUUCCCACCCCGAACCUCUAACACCGCAAGCCCCGCCCAACACUGACUGGCGUUUCUCUCAAGCCCAGAGACCCGGCACGAGCGGAUCCCAAAAUGGUGAUGAAACUGGCACCUGGCCCAACAACCAGUUUGAUACAGAGAUGCUGCAAGCCAUGAUCUUGGCCUCUGCCAGCGAAGCUGCUGAUGGGAGCUCUACCCUGGGAGGGGGCGCUGGCACCAUGGGUCUGAGCGCUCGAUACGGACCCCAGUUUACCCUGCAGCACGUGCCUGACUACCGCCAGAACGUGUACAUCCCUGGCAGCAAUGCCACGCUGACCAAUGCCGCUGGCAAACGAGAUGGCAAGGCUCCAGCAGGUGGUAAUGGCAACAAGAAGAAAUCGGGCAAGAAAGAGAAGAAGUAAUAUGGAGGCCAGGCCUUGAACCACAAGGCAGCCUCCCUCCCCAGCCAGUCCAGCUCGUCCUUACUUGUACCCAGGCCUCAGAAUUUCAGGGCUCACCCCAGGAUACUGGUAGGAGCCAGGGCCAUGCUCCCCGUUGGGAAACAGAAACACGUGCCCAAGCCAACACCCCCUCUCUAUACCCUAGGGAGUUGAAUAUGCAAAGAGAGUUCUGCUGGGACCCCCCUAUUCAAUCAGUGAUUGUACCCACAUGGGUAGCAGGGUUUGUGUGUGUGGACAUACACACACACACACACACACACACACACAAACCAUGCCACACUCCCUUAGUUACAGCUGAACUCCUCCAUCUUCCAACCCAGGCAGGCUUAUCCAUCUCCUGCCGCCCUCUCCCCACCCCACCCACUCCUUCAGUCCCUCUCUUUGAGCAAGGUAGCUGGGCUGUUGGGGUGACCGGUGAGCUAAGCCGGCUCCUAGUUCUGAACGGUAGGGAGAGUAUUACAAUCUUUUGGCCUCUCCUUCAGUUCAGCUUUCCCCCAAAGCAUGGUUUGGUACCAGUCUUCUCUUUUCCUUCCAGAGCCUGAGACCAAUGCUUAAGUUUUGGGGGAACAGGCACCCUCCCUCUGGUACUGAUGAUGCUUGCUGGAUUUUGGGAAGGCAUUUUGCUACUAAGCCUCUUUUCAAUGCCUGGGGACAACUAGUCUUUUGUUUUUCAUUGUUUGAUGUUCCCACUGCAUGCUGUGACUUCCCUACACCUCAAAGAAGAGACUCCUUUGCAUGUCUGGAGACAGUAGGGGGUGGUAAACUAAAGGGAAGUUGAGAGUGUAUACUGCUGGGAGUGGGGCAGUGGACAAAACAGCCUGUUAAUAGGGUCUUGCAAGGGGCUCUGUAUGUACCCAGGGGACUGGCUCAAUCCUCACAUUCUAGCCAUAGACAAACACCAGGCCAGACCCCUCCAUUCUGGUUCAGCCUGGGCAGCUUGGGCUGAGCCACCAGGACCAAUGGAUUUAAGCUGACAUUUCAGUCCAAGACGACGACUUCUAAGUGAGUUUAAGACCAGAGAGGAAAGAGGGGCCUCUGUGGGUGCUGGGUACUCCAGAGGUGCCCUUGGUGGGAGGACCAGUGGUCUUAGCAGGAAGGGGGGCCCAGCAAGGUCAUUCUUGGACCCUGGGUCUAGUCCAGUAGCUAGAAAAAGGGACCAAGUGGCCAUAAAGUCCCAGCCAAUGAUGGGGCUUUUCCAGUGGGCCCCUGUAGACCUCAAGCCCCUGGCCUCCACCUUACCAGGUGCCAUUUCUUCUCAGAAGGCCACUGCCCAGGCCCCCAGGCCGCCCCCUUGUGGCCAGAGAACGGUUAAAGCCCCCCAGUGCCUCCUUGUGCAUAGAACUUCCUCUGCCCUAGCCCUUACAGUAGUGUAGAAGAUCCCCCUCCCCCGCUGGUGUAGAAUAGCCAAUAGUAUAGUGUGGUGUGCUUUUACGUGAUGGCGAGUGGGCAGCGGGCGGUGGGCUGUACACAGCCGUCUGUCCUUUGAAUCUCAAUCUGCCUGCGCGGCCCGUGCUGUGUUUUGUGCUGUGUCCACACGCUGCGGCGACCCCUCCCUGUACUGACUUCUCUAUAAAAAGCUUCUCUUCGCAUAGUCACGUAGCUCCUGCCCAUCCCCCUUCCGAUAUCUCUCGCAAGUUUUAUACUCUAAUAUUUAUAUGGCUUUUUUCUUCGAAAAUUAAAAAUAAAAAAAUGGUUUCUUCUG